AUGCAAGCUAAUUCCAAUCUACUCAACAAGAAACACAAGCAUGCGAAGUACCUUAAGGGCGCCUUUGGUUUUAUGGAUGGACUCAACCUCCCUGUCAUGGCAAGCGGCAAGGACAAUGAGCAGAACGCAAAUUGGAAUGGCUGGCUACAUGCACAUGUAGUUAGCAACGUCAUUGUGUUUUUGCCUAAUGGUACAAUCAUGACAGCUGUUGUGAAUGCCCCAGGGAGCUGGCAUGACUCAAAUGUUGCACGCCCAAUCUAUCAAGUUUUGAGAGAAAAAACCCCUGAUGGGUUCUUUCUUAUUGCAGAUAGUGCAUUCCCAAGGCUUGGGGUUGGCAAGUCUCAGAGGAUCAAGAUACCGCUUAAAAAAAAUGCGGCACUCCCAGGCAAUAAUCAAGAGAAGCAAAGGAGAAGACAAGAGUCUUGCAAGGUCACAGUUGCACGUCAAGCUGUGGAGUGGGGAAUGCGCGCCCUGCAAGGGUGCUUCUCCCGACUUUACAUGCCGCUCAACGCCCACAAUGUUGAGGGACAAGCUCAGCUACUGCAAAUGUGCAUGCGGUUGCACAACCUUUGUACUGAGAAGGUUGGGAUCAAUCAGAUACAAAGUGUUUACAUGCCUGUCUGGAACAACGGAAGGGAUCAAUAUCUGACCAAUUGUGUUGUGACCCAACUGUAA
Molecule: messenger RNA, 675 nt
Organism: Rhizoctonia solani
Lineage: Eukaryota; Fungi; Basidiomycota; Agaricomycetes; Cantharellales; Ceratobasidiaceae
Product: DDE superfamily endonuclease
Exons: 2
Coding region: 1-675 (224 amino acids)
Source: RefSeq, a predicted model, not a curated record